Morchella importuna is the source of this 321-nucleotide messenger RNA. RefSeq lists its product as uncharacterized. The transcript has a single exon. The record is from RefSeq and is a predicted model, not a curated record. NCBI's taxonomy places the organism in Eukaryota, Fungi, Ascomycota, Pezizomycetes, Pezizales, Morchellaceae. The coding region runs from base 1 to 321 and encodes 106 amino acids.
AUGUCUCCCUCUAUCUCUAAGACGCGCCCUAAGAAAUCCCUCCCCAUCGAGGACUGGCCUGGUCUCCCUAAGUGCCAUUUAUCCAGCGAGGGCUUCCGCAGAGGCAUGUACGAUACUUUUGAAGUACUACUCGAGUACACGGAGUCACGGGACGUGAGCGAUCUAAUUUACCGGCGAUCGAGCUUCGAUCCAGACAGGGAGCCCGCGCCCGGGGAAUUUCUCACUGACGAGGAGAUGGGAGUCUAUCUUUCCGGCUACAAUGGCGCCCCAAACGUUCUUGUUGGGAGGGUGGCGGUGGAGACUGUGUGGAAGUCGAAGUAG